AUGGAAGAACCCCCUGGUCCUGGUCCCAGUCAGCCUGCUGAGGAGGAAGAACCCCCUGGGCCUAGUCAGCCUGCCAACCCUCGGCCUGACGGGGAACAAGAAGGUCUGGACAGAACUAACUCCAUAACAGAAAAGGGACUUUUCUCAUUUUUAUGUCUCUCUAUUCUUUCUUUCUUUCUUUCUUUCUUUCUUUCUUUCUUUCUUUCUUUCUUUCUUUCUUUCUUUCUUUCUUUCUUUCUUUCUUUCUUUCUUUCUUUCUUUCUUUCUUUCUUUCCCCCGUAGGUCCCAGUGGUGUUCAGUGUGUGGUGAAGAAGCCUCCAGUGGUGAUGUCUGACUCGGAUAGUGGAGAGGGCCCUGCCAGACCCCAGGCUCCUGUCCGGCCCCAGCAGCAACACACCACCUAUCCUCCUGAACCACCACAGCCCACUGGCAAGACUGCCACUGCUAAGGAGACAGCCACACACGGUAGUGAGUAUAGCUGUUGUGGUGACCGUAUCACCGGAAAACCGUCAGUCAUGACCACAUUAAAAUCCCACGUGACCGUUGGGUCAUGGUAAUCUCCCCUUAAGCACUCUGGACAUGCGUUGGUAGUAUGCUUACCCAACUCGCUAACGACCGUCAGGUCACUAAUGGCCUGGUAUGCCGUGCUCUAUUGGCCCUCUAACCACUCUGACAUCAAUGCAAACGCAAUCGAAAAUCACAUCAAACACAUCAUCAAAACAGUAUCAUGCUUUUAAAACUCACCAUUAGGCUACAUUUUUCGACCUCACUGUGAUGAUCAAUUUGAAGAAAGAAGUUCAACAACAGGUUGAAACUGAGGGGAAAACAUGGUUGGUUUGGAUGUUUUAAAGCCAAACUCAACGAAAUGGACAGCGCCUUUCAAAGAUGAUGAUUAUUUCAAAGCGUUUAAGAUAUUGCAUGUAUAACACUCAUACGCAUACUAGAGCUUAUGCAUAUGCGUAGGCCUAUACACUCACCGGACAGUUUAUUAGGUACACCCAUCUAAUACCGGGUCGAACCCCCCUUUGCCGCCAUAACAGCCUGAAUUCUUCAGGGCGUGGAUUCUACAAGGUGUCGGAAAUGUUCGUUGCUCAAUUGGUAUCAAGGGACCUAAUGGUGUGCCAAGAACACCUUCCCUACACCACCGCCACCAGCCUGCACCAGGCAGGAUGGGUCCAUGGACUCGUGCUUCUGACGCCAAAUCCUGACUGCCAACAGCAUGACUCAACAGGAACUGGGAUUCGUCGGACCAGGUGAUGUUUUCCCACUCCUCAAUUGUACAGUGUUGGUGAUGGCGUGCCCACUGGAGCCGCUUCUUCUUGUUUUUAGCUGAUAGGAGUGGAACCCGGUGUGGUCGUCUGCUGCAAUAGCCCAUCCGUGACAAGGACCGAUGAGAUGCCAUUCUGCACACCACUGCCAUUUUUGGUCUGUUUGUGGGCCGCCUGUUAGCUUGCACGAUUCUUGCCAUUCUCCUAACACCUCUCAAUGAGCUGUUUUCGCCCACAGGACUGCCGCUGACUGGAUGGUUUUUGUUUGUUGCACCAUUGUCGGUAAACCCUAGACGCUGUCGUGCGUGAAAAGCGUGGGCGGCCGUUUCUGAGAUACUGGCAUCAACGAUAAUGCCACGCUCAAAGGCAGGGGAGGUGGGAGACGAGGGGACGGUCAGGACUCGCUGCACCUGCAGUAGGGCUCGCCCCGGCCCAGAGGGACGGACUCGAGGUGGGCCUAACCACCCAGCCUCUGGAGGGUCAGGAGGAGGGGACAGGACCCCAGAGAGGAGGCAGGAUCUGGGGGAGAGAGCAGGAGCAGAGGGGCUGGAGGCCGGGGACCCUGUUGGGGUAUGGCUGAGGGGCAUGGUGGUGAGAAGACGUCUGGCCAGAGCUCCAGGGAGGUCAACGGCGCAGAGCUCCAGCCCAGGGGGUUAAGGGACGGCUUCCCCAGUAGACCUGUCACCCGCGCCCGCAGCAGACUGUCAUCUGUACCCCUGGUGUCUGAGUCCGGUAAGACUGGAGAUAAGAGAUCACUCUCUGUCAGAGCAUGGAACACUUGUAACACUAAUCAGUUGAAAUCCAUGUCAUCAAAUUGUAUUCAAUAUUGUAAGCCGAAUAAACGUUGAUGUAGUUGAGUGUGUGUGUGUGUCUUUAAUAGUGCAGGAGGAAGCCUGUGGAAAAUGUGAGUUCCUCAUAGAGCUUCUGUUGUUUUUUCUCAUGCAGAGCUGUCCAAGCCCAAGCCUCAGGUCACGGUGAAUAGGAAACGCACAGCAGACAAGUCCACAAGCACCAGCGACACGGUCACUGAGGACGAUCAUGUACAGGUAGGGACUCUACACCUAGUGGGAUGAGUCUGUAGCUUGCGUCCCAAUUGGCACCCUAUUUCCUAUGUAGUGCACUACUUGAGCAAAGCAGCAUAGAACUUCAUGGUCAAAUGAAGGACAUGAACUCCUAACUGCAGCACCCCGUGACACAAUCCCUUCCAAUGCCAUCCAGGUGCUGACGCUGAAAUCCAAAAACCUGGUGGGAAUCACCCUCACUAACUGUGGCAUCACUGACCUGGUGCUGAAGGACUGCCCCAAGAUGAUGUUUGUUCAUGGUAGGUUUCCCUUCUAUGUAUAAUCAGGGCUUGAUAAGGAACGGAAUUAGUGGGCCAUUCUCUCAUACUAAUGUUGACUCCCAAAUGACACCCUACUUUUGAAAAGUAGUGCACUAUAUAGAGAAUAGGGUGCCAUUUGGGAUGCAUGUGGGCCCUGGUCAAAAGUAGUGCCCUACAGUGAGGGAAAAAAGUAUUUGAUCCCCUGCUGAUUUUGUACGUUUGCCCACUGACAAAGACAUGAUCAGUCUAUCAUUUUAAUGGUCGGUUUAUUUGAACAGUGAGAGACAGAAUAACAACAACAAAAUCCAGAAAAACACAUGUCAAAAAUUUAAGAAAAUGAUUUGCAUUUUAAUGAGAGAAAUACGUAUUUGACCCCCUCUCAAUCAGAAGGAUUUCUGGCUCCUAGGUGUCUUUUAUACAGGUAACGAGCUGAGAUUAUGAGCACAAUCUUAAAGGGAGUGCUCCUAAUCUCAGUUUGUUACCUGUAUAAAAGACACCUGUCCACAGAAGCAAUCAAUCAAUCAGAUUCCAAACUCUCCACCAUGGCCAAGACCAAAGAGCUCUCCAAGGAUGUCAGGGACAAGAUAGUAGAUCUACACAAGGCUGGAAUGGGCUACAAGACCAUCGCCAAGCAGCUUGGUGAGAAGGUGACAACAGUUGGUGCGAUUAUUCGCAAAUGGAAGAAACACAAAAUAACUGUCAAUCUCCCUCGGCCUGGGGCUCCAUGCAAGAUCUCACCUCGUGGAAUUGCAAUGAUCAUGAGAACAGUGAGGAAUCAGCCCAGAACUACACGGGAGGAUCUUGUCAAUUAUCUCAAGGCAGCUGGGACCAUAGUCACCAAGAAAACAAUUGGUAACACACUACGCCGUGAAGGACUGAAAUCCUGCAGUGCCCGCAAGGUCCCCCUGCUCAAGAAAGCACAUAUACAGGCCCGUCUGAAGUUUGCCAAUGAACAUCUGAAUGAUUCAGAGGAGAACUGGGUGAAAGUGUUGUGGUCAGAUGAGACCAAAAUCGAGCUCUUUGCCAUCAACUCAACUCGCCGUGUUUGAAGGAGGAGGAAUGCUGCCUAUGACCCCAAGAACACCAUCCCCACCGUCAAACAUGGAGGUGGAAACAUUAUGCUUUGGGGGUGUUUUUCUUGUAAGGGGACAGGACAACUUCACCGCAUCAAAGGGACGAUGGACGGGGCCAUGUACCGUCAAAUCUUGGGUGAAAACCUCCUUCCCUCAGCCAGGGCAUUGAAAAUGGGUCGUGGAUGGGUAUUCCAGCAUGGCAAUGACCCAAAACACACGGCCAAGGCAACAAAGGAGUGGCUCAAGAAGAAGCAUAUUAAGGUCCUGGAGUGGCCUAGCCAGUCUCCAGACAUUAAUCCCAUAGAAAAUCUGUGGAGGGAGCUGAAGGUUCGAGUUGCCAAACGUCAGCCUCGAAACCUUAAUGACGUGGAGAAGAUCUGCAAAGAGGAGUGGGACAAAAUCCCUCCUGAGAUGUGUGCAAACCUGGUGGCCAACUACAAGAAACGUCUGACCUCUGUGAUUGCCAUCAAGGGUUUUGCCACCAAGUACUAAGUCAUGUUUUGCAGAGGGGUCAAAUACUUAUUUCCCUCAUUAAAAUGCAAAUCAAUUUAGCAUUUUAAUUUUAAUUUUUGACAUGCAUUUUUCUGGAUUUUUUUGUUGUUAUUCUGUCUCUCACUGUUCAAAUAAACCUACCAUUAAAAUUAUAGACUGAUCAUGUAUUUGUCAGUGGGCAAACUUACAAAAUCAGCAGGGGAUCAAAUACUUUUUUCCCUCACUGUAUAUAGGGAGUAGGGUGCCAUUUGUGAUGAACAUUAACCCUCUGCUGUCGCCCGCUGUGUGUCCCUCUAGCCACGCGCUGAAGCAUCUGAAGGUGGAAAGUGCUCCCAUAGUGAACCGUUUCAACUACGCCCAGUAUAAGAAGCUGGACAUGGAGCAAGUCCUGGAUCAGAUCCUCUGCAUGCCCCCUGAGAGGAACCGCAUCAUCUACAUGCGCCCCAUGCAGCAGGUCAGGACCACUGUCUGGAACUCCGUCUGAAACCUUGUAUAGUCCAUAGCUCCCAACUAAUAAAAUUGGAUUGUAACCUAUGUCAAAUAUGUGUAUAAUCUCAAUUAAAUCUGUCUGCACAUUAAACAUGAUUUGCAGAGGAAAUGUGACCAGGGUUUCUCCAUAAAGCACAUUGUCCCCUUUGUGCAUGAUAUGGUUUGUAAACCUAGUCUUACUCUGACCAUCUCCUUGUCCCCUGUCCUAGAUUGACUCUCUGGCCCUGGACAGGAAGCUGUUCCGUGGGCCGUACCCAUACCACAUCGCCAUCAUACAUGAGUUCAGCAACCCCCCCAACGUCAGGAACAAGGUCAGAGUAUGCAGCUGGAUGGACACCAUCGCCAACAUCAGCCAGUGUGUCACACAUACUGCUAUCUAGUAACAUUACUUUCAUCUGAAAGAUCCUCUGUUAAAUAGACGUACACUACAUGACUAAAAGUAUGUGGACUCCUGCUCGUCGAACAUCUCAUUCCAAAAUCAUGGGCAUUAAUAUGGAGUUGGUCCCCCCUUUGCUGCUAUAACAACCUCCACUCUUCUGGGAAGGCUUUCCACUAGAUGUUGGAACAUUGCUGCGGGGACUUGCUUCCAUUCAGCCACAAGUAUUAGUGAGGUUGGGCACUGAUUUUGGGCAAUUAGGCCUGGCUCGCAGUUGGCGUUCCAAUUCAUCCCAAAGGUGUUCGAUGGGGUUGAGGUCAGGGCUCUGUGCAGGCCAGUCACGUUCUUCCACACCGAUCUCAACAAACCAUUUCUUAAUAGACCUCGCUUUGUGCACGGGGGUAUUGUCAUGCUGAAACAGGCACAGGCCUUCCCCAAACUGUUGCCAGAAAGUUGGAAGCACUGAAUCGUCUAGAAUGUCAUUGUAUGCUGUAGCGUUAAGAUUUCCCUUCACUGGAACUACGGGGCCUAGCCAAACCAUGGAAAAACAGCCCUAGACCAUUAUUCCUCCUCCACCAAACUGUAGAGUUGGCACUAUGAAUUUCCUCUUCACAAUAACAGCACUUACAGUUGACCAGGGAAGCUCUUCCUGACUUGUUUGUCUAUGGAGAUUGCAUGGCUGUGUGCUCGAUUUUAUACACCUGUCAGCAACGGCUGUGUCUGAAAUAGCUGAAUCCACAAAUGUUUUUAUUGGAACCUGUUCUGAGAAAAAAAAAGUGAUGGUUUAUAUGGUUCUGUUCCUUUUUUAACCUCUGAAAUCAUUUUUUUUUUUUUUUUUUUACAUUUAGCUCGACAUUGAAGACAUUGAAUGUGUAGAGCAGCUUGCUAUGGAGCGGGCAAGCUAUGUGCAUUUUGUGUAGGGUGCGACAUGCGACUGAUUUUUAUUUAUUUAUUUAUUUUCACCUUUAUUUAACCAGGUAAGCCAGUUGAGAACAAGUUCUCAUUUACAACUGCGACCUGGCCAAGAUAAAGCAAAGCAGUGCGAUAAAAACAACAACACAGAGUUACAUAUGGGGUAAACAAAGCAUAAAGUCAAAAAUACAACAGAAAAUAUAUAUACAGUGUGCGAAUGUAGUAAGUUAUGGAGGUAAGGCAAUAAAUAGGCCAUAGUGCAAAAUAGUUACAAUUUCGUAUUAACACUGGAAUGAUAGAUGUGCAAAAGAUGAUGUGCAAAUAGAGAUACUGGGGUGCAAAAUAAAUAACAAUAUGGGGAUGAGGUAGUUGGGUGGGCUAAUUUCAGAAUGGCUGUGUACAGGUGCAGUGAUCGGUAAGCUGCUCUGACAACUGACGCUUAAAGUUAGUGAGGGAGAUAAGAGUCUCCAGCUUCAGAGAUUUUUGCAGUUCGUUCCAGUCAUUGGCAGCAGAGAACUGGAAGGAAUGGCGGCCAAAGGAGGUGUUGGCUUUGGGAAUGACCAGUGAGAUAUACCUCCUAGAGCGCAUACUACGGGUGGGUGUUGCUAUGGUGACCAAUGAGCUAAGAUAAAACGGGGAUUUGCCUAGCAGUGAUUUAUAGAUGACCUGGAGCCUGUGGGUUUGGCGACGAAUAUGUAGUGAGGGCCAGCCAACAAGAGCGUACAGGUUACAAUGGUGGGUAGUAUAUGGGGCUUUGGUGACAAAACGGAUGGCACUGUGAUAGACUACAUCCAAUUUGCUGAGUAGAGUGUUGGAGGCUAUUUUGUAAAUGACAUCGCCAAAGUCAAGGAUCGGUAGGAUAGUCCGUUUUAGGAGGGCAUGUUUGGCAGAAUUAGUGAAGGAGGCUUUGUUGCGAAAUAGGAAGCCGAUUCUAGAUCUAACUUUUGAUUGGAGAUGCUUGAUGUGAGUCUGGAAGGAGAGUUUACUGAUAUUUUGCGGGUGAGGAGAGCGCUGGGCAUGAAGCGCUGGGCAUCUUGUUGUUAUGACAUGCAUUACCUGAAUUAGGCCCACAGAAUUAUACCUACGGAGGAGCAGUUUCUAUGGAGGAACUUUGAAUGUAUUUGAACUUCAGAGAGUUGGCUUAACUAACAUUGGACCAGAGCUAGCCCUUGAUCAUGACUCUCAAUUCGAUUACAUUACACAUAAUGCUGCCUAGAGUUUUAGAGAGCUAGACCAGAGCUAGCUAACAAGCUAGCUAGCUAACAAGCUUGUGUGUCCAAAGCAGCAUCAGAAUAAAAAUAAAAACACAUAUUUUUUAAAUUAAUAAAUCCAAUGUGACGUGUCAUAACUAGAGUAUACUUAACUAGUGUUGAUGAUCACAAGUUUACUGGAGAACUGAGACCAAGUAGAGACUUUGGACAGGGUGGAUAAUGGUAUAAUAUAAGGCAGUUUAUUCAGAGGUAAAGAUAUCUGGAAUAGCGUGCACGGACUCGUUCGUCAAACUCGUAGGGAGUUAUCUGAAGAGAGCAUUGUGUGCAGACAUUUUAUGCAAUAAAUGAAGUAGGUUGAAUCUAGUAGUUCUGAUCUUCUGAUUGGUCCUGAUGAGUUGGGCGAGGUCCCCUCCAGGCUAGUGUCACUGUUGCAUUGGCUCUGAGUCGGGUUCUCUGUCUUCAAAUGUUCAGCCUAAAGGAGGGGAUUUUGUGUGUGUGUGUGUGUGUUUAACAGUGAUGAUGUGUGUGUGUGUGUGUGUGUGUGUGUGUGUGUGUGUGUGUGUGUGUGUGUGUGUGUGUGUUUAACAGUGAUGAUGUGUGUGUGUGUGUGUGUGUGUGUGUGUGUGUGUGUGUUAUCAGUGAUGAUGUGUGUGUGUGUGUGUGUGUGUUAUCAGUGAUGAUGUGUGUGUGUGUGUGUGUGUGUGUCCUCAGAGCAAGAACUCGUGAGUUGGAAGAACUGAGAGGCCUAUGGCGUGGGUGUUGUCCUUGGCCACCUGCUGACAAGGCUGACAAGAUAGGACCCUUUUGUCCAUUGUUAUUGGAUAGGAACAGAACUUAUAACCAGCUCCUGACCUAAAUAGAUCUUAGCACAACAUUUUACUCAACAUAUCAUAUUCCAUAUUGACUAUAACAAAUAUAUUUACUACGACACUAGCAUUGAAAAAGUGAAUCCAUUGUUCUCUAAUAAAAAAUAAAUCUACCUAAUUUCUGAAUCACGCCUGUAAUGUCAGUAGCUACAGUAGACUAUGCUUCGGGGGGAGGGCAGUUAGCCUACACAAACACACUGGCAAAGAUUUUCAGCAGGCAGGCAGUCAAUGGAAUAACGUUUCUGAGUGACCAUGAGUGCCUUGCAUAGCCACUUUGUAGCGUUUUUUUGUGGGACUAGAAAGAAAUGCCCAGAACGUCAAAUCACUUUUCACUACUUUUCACUAUUAACUGGUUCCCAUGCUUUUAAAAUAAUGGUUAUGUUCCGGAACAGUAUAGAUCACUUUCGUUCUCGGUUCUGGUUCUGUUCCCAAUUUUUUUUUUGUUAUUUCCCGGUUUUCUGUUCUGUUGCCUGAACUGGUUCCAACCCCUGAUAUUUAGUGGGUUGCUGCCCGUCUGUUUCCUCCAGUAGAUGGCCGUCUUUAUCAUGGCCCUGGUGUCAUUAUAACUACAGCCAGCAGGUGGCGCUGCUGAUUCCCUUCUGACCUCAAUCAGCCAUAUUGUACUGUACUGUUGACAUGGUGGUCAAGAACCAGUGCCCAGUUCCUUCCUUCCUCCAUCUAAAAACCCAACAUAAACAACCAAUUUCAUUUAAUCAACAGGGAGCUCAUCAAGUAUGAGUUUUACCCGGAAGCCACGCGGACGGAAGAGGAUGUCAAGAAGUAUCCCAACUACCCCUGGGGCCGAGACAUCUUUACCUUGGAGGGUGAGAUGGAGGAAGUCCUGUUCAGCCCUCUGAGACUGAGAUUGGGUCUCUUCACAGCAGAGCUGCGUCCUCCCGUAGAGUCACGAUGCUGCGUCCUCCGUAGAGUCACGAUGCUGCGUCCUCCUGUAGAAUCACGAUGCUGCGUCCUCCGUAGAGUCACGAUGCUGCGUCCUCCCGUAGAGUCACGAUGCUGCGUCCUCCCGUAGAGUCACGAUGCUGCGUCCUCCCGUAGAGUCACGAUGCUGCGUCCUCCCGUAGAGUCACGAUGCUGCGUCCUCCCGUAGCGUCACGAUGCUGCGUCCUCCCGUAGCGUCACGAUGCUGCGUCCUCCCGUAGCGUCACGAUGCUGCGUCCUCCCGUAGCGUCACGAUGCUGCGUCCUCCGUAGAGUCACGAUGCUGCGUCCUCCCGUAGAGUCACGAUGCUGCGUCCUCCCGUAGCGUCACGAUGCUGCGUCCUCCCGUAGCGUCACGAUGCUGCGUCCUCCCGUAGCGUCACGAUGCUGCGUCCUCCCGUAGCGUCACGAUGCUGCGUCCUCCCGUAGCGUCACGAUGCUGCGUCCUCCCGUAGAGUCACGAUGCUGCGUCCUCCCGUAGAGCCACGAUGCUGCGUCCUCCCGUAGAGCCACGAUGCUGCGUAGUGGGAUUUUCCAAGCUCCAUUUAUUGUACCCUCUAGUUUUCAUGAUGCAAGUCCUACAUUGUUUCAUCAGUUUUUCUCAAUAGUUCAUUCACUUGUCCCCUUGGUGUGGCAGCUGCUGCUCUGCCCUGUUCUGAUGUAUCCUGUCUCUCGCUCGCUCUCUCGCUCUCUCGCUCUGUCUCUCUCGCUCUCUGAGUCUCUGUCUGUCUCUGUCUCCUCUCUCUGUGUUUCUCUCUGUCUCUGUUCUGUCUGUAGGAGUGGUAGAUGAAGUCCCCUACUCCAUGAUCACAGACUUCCCCUGGCUCCGUACCCUACGUACAGCUGACCACAACAGUUACGCACGCUACGACUUUGAGGAUGAUGAGAGCAGUGAGUGA
Coregonus sp. 'balchen' is the source of this 9845-nucleotide messenger RNA. The record is from the annotation of a GenBank genome assembly. Lineage: Eukaryota; Metazoa; Chordata; Actinopteri; Salmoniformes; Salmonidae.